This is a messenger RNA of Ilex paraguariensis (yerba mate), 1029 nucleotides long. The record is from the annotation of a GenBank genome assembly. Lineage: Eukaryota; Viridiplantae; Streptophyta; Magnoliopsida; Aquifoliales; Aquifoliaceae.
AUGGCGGAUAACACUUUUCACAACUCUAAUUCAACAUCAUAUUUGGUCUUACUUGAUUUCUUUUUCUGCUUGCUUCAAAAUAGUCCUGCUAUUCAAGAGAACAGGGUUACAACAGUUCAGUGCUUGUCUGGUACUGGUUCAUUGAGGGUUGGAGCUGAGUUUUUGGCCAGACAUUAUCACCAGCACACGAUAUAUAUACCCCAGCCAACAUGGGGAAAUCACACCAAAGUUUUCACACUAGCAGGGUUAUCUGUGAAGCCUUACUGCUACUAUGAUCCAGCAACACGUGGACUCAACUUCAAAGGCUUGUUAGAAGAUCUUGGUUCUGCACCAUCCGGAGCAAUUGUGCUUCUUCAUGCAUGUGCUCAUAACCCCACUGGUGUUGAUCCAACUCUUCAGCAGUGGGAGCAGAUCAGGCAGCUGAUGAGAUCGAAAGGGCUGUUACCUUUCUUUGAUAGUGCCUAUCAGGGUUUUGCAAGUGGAAGUCUGGAUGCAGAUGCACAGUCUGUUCGCAUGUUCGUUGCUGAUGGUGGUGAAUGUCUUGUAGCUCAGAGUUAUGCAAAGAAUAUGGGCCUUUAUGGGGAACGUGUUGGUGCUCUAAGCAUUGUUUGCAGGACUGCUGAUGUGGCAAGCAGAGUUGAGAGCCAAUUGAAGCUUGUGAUCAGGCCCAUGUAUUCAAAUCCACCCAUCCAUGGGGCAUCUAUUGUUGCUACCAUCCUCAAAGACAGGAACAUGUUCCAAGAAUGGACGAUGGAGUUGAAGGGAAUGGCUGACCGUAUUAUCAGCAUGCGGCAUCAACUGUUUGAUGCUUUACGUGCUCGAGGCACACCUGGUGACUGGAGUCACAUUAUCAAGCAGAUUGGAAUGUUCACUUUCACAGGGCUUAACUCAGAGCAAGUUGCCUUCAUGACCAAAGAAUACCACAUCUAUAUGACGUCUGACGGGCGAAUUAGCAUGGCAGGUUUGAGCUCGAAAACAGUUCCACACCUUACGGAUGCAAUACAUGCUGCUGUGACCCGUGCUGUUUGA